Molecule: messenger RNA, 1335 nt
Organism: Pneumocystis carinii B80
Lineage: Eukaryota; Fungi; Ascomycota; Pneumocystomycetes; Pneumocystales; Pneumocystaceae
Exons: 5
Coding region: 47-1312 (421 amino acids)
Source: RefSeq, a predicted model, not a curated record
UUUUUUAAUCUUGUUUUUAUUUAAGAAUUAUUUAAAUUUAUAAAGAAUGGAUUCUUUAAAUAAGAAUCUAAUAUUAUUUAUUGAUUCAUGCUUUGAAGAGGAGCUUUAUCAAUCAGGUCUUGAGAUUCUUGACGUUGUUUUUGUCCCAAAUGAUGAGAAUUAUGGCUCUAUGCCUUUUAUACCAGAGAGAUAUUUACUUAUUUUAAUUAAUCUUAUUAUACAGAAUGAUAAUACAAAUCAAAUUUCUCAAAAAGCUGCUCAACUUCUUUAUAGAAUUAUAUGUUCAAAGAAAUUGUCUAAAAAUGAUUUAUAUAAUCAGUGGUCUUGGAUGUUUUGUCAUCAAGUACGUGCUAGAAAAUUUAAGAAAUCAAUAGACACAACAAAUAUGGAUGAUUUAAAUAUGCAAAAUAAUUUACAACUGAGUUCUAUAGAAUCAAUUUUUUCUAGAUUUCCUAAUGUUUGGAAGCUCAUUCAACAUUGUUUUGAAGAGCCAUCAAUAUCUUUAUAUAUACUUUUGAAUUGUAUUAUAUCUAUUUUAGAAUUGGAUUAUCAAGAAUAUUUAAAAGAAUCAGAGAAAGAAUUAGAAAAAAUGUUGUUUAUAAGUUCUUUGAAGAGUAAUGAUAGAGAAAAACCGGAUAUUAAACAAGUAUUAGCUGUUAUAUUUGCUAAUAUAGAUUUGGAGGAUUAUGAAUAUCCAUUAUCAUUUAAUAGUAUAAUGGGAACAUCUGUAAAAGGAAAUGCAAUAAAAUCUAUAGAAAGCAUGAUGUUAAGAAAACGACUUUUAUCUAUGACUUAUAAUGUAAUAUAUUCUUUACCCAAAAAUAUUAAUAAGUUUGAUUUUGAAAAUGAAUUAUCUAUUUAUUUAAAAAAUUUAGAAAUUAAUAAGUUUAUUUUUUAUCUUUCAAAUAUAAUACCUUCUCCUUUGAAAUCUAAUUUAUGUCAUAUGUUGCUUGUAAAAUAUUCUGUUCAUUCAAAAUUAAGUAGACAUUUUAUGGAAUUGUCAACAGAUAUGUUAAGAUUAUGGCCAUCAAUUGCUUCUCAAGUAAAAUUGGGAUUAUUAGAAAAAGCAAAGUAUAGUUUUUUGCUUCAAAUGUUAUUAAGAAGUAUUUUUAAUGAUAUUUUAUUAAAAAAAAGUACUCAAGAAGAGCAACAAGCUAUGUAUCUCGCAAAAAUGAAGAGAAUUGCUAGCUUUAAUGAUGAAUUUGAAAAAAUAAAGCAAAAAGACAAAAUAACAUCAGAAUAUCUAUAUAUAAAGGAUGUUUUUGAGCAAAGUGAACAUAUUAUAAGUUUAAUUCUGAAACAGAUUUCUUAAAUUAUUCUUUUAUUAUAUAAAAA